Quercus lobata is the source of this 528-nucleotide messenger RNA. RefSeq lists its product as uncharacterized. The record is from RefSeq and is a predicted model, not a curated record. Lineage: Eukaryota; Viridiplantae; Streptophyta; Magnoliopsida; Fagales; Fagaceae. The coding region runs from base 1 to 528 and encodes 175 amino acids. The transcript is spliced from 2 exons. Gene Ontology annotation, molecular function: nucleic acid binding; RNA-DNA hybrid ribonuclease activity.
AUGGCUUAUACCCAGCGUGUUGAACAGGUGCAGCAGUGGGAGCCACCAACGGGUUACUCUUACAAAAUAAAUGUCGACGCGGCGGUUUUCGCAGAGAUAAAUGCUUCAGGUUUUGGAGUGGUGGUGCGCAAUGAGAGGGCUGAAGUCAUGGCAUCCCUAGCAGCCAAAGGUCCACCGGUACAGGAUAGUGAAGAAGCGAAACUGCUUGCCUGUCGUAAAGCAUUGGAGUUUGCUGUCGACGCUGGCUUCAUGGACGUGGUGCUGGAAGGAGACAGCUUGAACGUGAUGCGGGCUAUCUCAACUGGGAAAGCCAAUAGAUCACGUUUGGGUCACAUCUAUGAGGACAUCCAGUGCCUUGCAGCAGGUUUUCGAAGCUAUUCUGUUAGUUUUGUUAAACGCAGUGCAAACGGUGUAGCACACGCACUUGCUUGUUUUGCUAAGAAUGUAGGGGAUGAAUUAGUGUGGCUGGAGGAAUCCCCACCACCAGCAUUUGAGCCCUGUAUUUUGACUAUCAUCGUUUUUAAUUAA